AUGAAGACCAAUGCGGAACGGUUUGAUCGAGGGAAAUGGUGGUUUACAUCUAAGGAAUCAAAAGCAUUUGUCCAGCAAAGAAAUGGUCUCGUGAAAAGCAAUGGUAAUGAACUCAAGGAAGUAAUUCAUAUCACACCAAGUUCCUCCAAAAAUGACCAACUCAAAGUAAGUAGGCCGGGUAACAAUGUAUCAAUGCUUCGAAAAAUAAUCAAUUUACCAUGUGUUUUUUAUUUUUAAUUCUUAGCUUCAAUUUCGCGACAAGGACAAACCACUAAUGUUUACUAUUACAACAUUCGAUUUUACCGGCAACGAUUAUUCACGAGCAUUUGAACCGUAUGUUCAAUCGAAGGAACGCUUUGCUGCCAAGUUCAACAGUCUCAGAGAAGGCAACGCGGUUAAAGACGUCUCUGCCGUGAGCGUGUUGGCAAACGAGGACAACGCAAAUGCAGUGACGGUCGAUAGCCCUAAUGAAGCCGAACCCACCCUCAGUGAAAAGGACAGUAUAAAUGAGUCUAGUGUUGAAGAGAUUAAUGUUGCCGAAAGUCCACUUUUGCUUGUCCGAGAUACCGUUUCACCCCCGACAAAUAUCUUGCCCGGUAAUACUACAUUGCCAUUGGGAAAGCGUAAACACGCUGGCACUGCACAAGUUCCUGUUGAGGUCGAGCCUCUUCCCGAUGAAUUGGCUGAAAAACGAGCGAGGAAAGUCGAAAAGCUGACAAGAAAUCCGAAAGAGCAAGACAGCGCAUUUUACGAGAUGGUUAUGAGAGAAUAUGCUAUCAAAGAAG
Paramuricea clavata is the source of this 785-nucleotide messenger RNA. Lineage: Eukaryota; Metazoa; Cnidaria; Anthozoa; Malacalcyonacea; Plexauridae. The record is from the annotation of a GenBank genome assembly.